This is a messenger RNA of Frieseomelitta varia, 4010 nucleotides long. RefSeq names its product atypical protein kinase C (gene aPKC). Gene Ontology annotation, molecular function: protein serine/threonine kinase activity; ATP binding; protein binding. The transcript has 8 exons. The record is from RefSeq and is a predicted model, not a curated record. Bases 1557 to 3872 code for a protein of 771 amino acids. Gene Ontology annotation, biological process: establishment or maintenance of cell polarity; protein phosphorylation. NCBI's taxonomy places the organism in Eukaryota, Metazoa, Arthropoda, Insecta, Hymenoptera, Apidae.
AUAAUUUGUGAUAAAACUUGAACAAAUAUUUUAUAUAUUUUAUGAAAUAUCAUCAGUUGGAAAGCGUUAGUAUUACAUAUUAUUACGUAUUUUGUUGCAAUAUCAUAAUAUAGGCGAGCCAAGCGUAAUUUACUGACGAAUUUGAUCGCAUUUCCUGUAAUGAUCAAAUUUAAGAAUAAUUCACAUACUUUCUUAUGUACCUUAAGUGCGUGUGAUUAUUAAUCACACUCCACUUAACAAUUAGCUAUAGGAUAAAUAUAUAGCAAUCAAAGUCAAAGAUAUAGAGUAAAAUUUGUAUAUAAUGCUUUAUUUUAGAGAAAAUUGAAUUUGAAAAUUUGUCGAGUAUACUAGAGCUUGGUUAAUUACAAGGAACGCGUAUGAAGAAAUUUCAAACUAUAUUUUCAAUUUAUUUCCUCACCUUAAAAACAUCCCCUUGCCAAUUAUAUCGCGAUUGCUGCGACAUCCUCUAUAAAAAAAAAAAAGAAAGAUAUUUCAAAAAGCCAGUAAAAGUCAACAAAAAACGUUUUUAUGUUAAAACGGUAAGAAAAAGAGCACUCGUUAGAAGAGAAAAGUGACGAAAGUGAGAUGCAAGGAAAGAGAGAAAAAAGAAAUGAACGGAAUGCAAAAAUGAAGCAGAAUAUUAAAAAAAAGAAAAAGAAACGGUAAUAAGUGAAGGAUAUCAAGAACGAGGAAGAGUUGAGAAUGGAUAAGAGUGAGGGGUAGGAAGAAAGAAGGGAAAAGGGUUGGGUAGUUUGUUGAAGAGAAAUCAGUCCUGUUUUUUCCAGAGUGUGCCUUUAUCCCAGCGUUUGCGCAUUUCGUGGAGUAAAGCGCGUCGGUCGGCGGCGGUAGUUAACGAAUCCCGCGGCAGCAGUCGAUAUUCUUACACGAACCGAUUAGCCACGAAGUUUUCUCACGCAAGUACACUUGACCGCUCUGGUUGAGACGCGUCCAGACAGCAGAAUAUAAUUUAUAACUUCUCUAAAAAAAAUCAAGCAAAAAAAAAAAGCAAUAGUUUGUAAAAACGACAAGCUAAAGACAGGGAAAAGUCGAGCAAAAGAGAAAGAUAGCAUUACACGUUGAUUAGCCUGAAACGUAAAACAAUAACAGAGCGCUCCUCUCGACUCGCAGCGGAAAAUUUCAAUGGUCUCCGAUUCAUGUCGAGAGGUGGUGACAUCACAGCUUUAACAAUCGCUGUCGAAGAGGUAGCAAAAGUGGCGAUAAACCAGCAUCGAUCGCGCUGACUCGUCGCAUUCUCAGCCGGGUUCUCCUGCAAGAGGUCGGGCCCACGGGUAAAAGACGAGGACAGAGAUCAUUGGAGGAGCAAGAAGGAGAGAAAGAGUCCGGGGAAAGACAUCCAGCUGAAACGAGACAGAGAUAGAGAAAGAGCGUGCGCACCUACCUCUAGGAAGGAAAGUAGGGAAAACUUAGGGUGGGAGUUAGAGGGUAGUAGCGAGCAAAAGACGGGAGUCCAGUGGUGUAUUACCGUUGAACGACAUUAGGCAACCGGGAUAGACGAAACAAAAAUAUUCCAAGAUAAAUUCCUCUACUAAAUUAAAAUGGCGUGGGGUUACUGGAGCGCAACGUCGGUCAGCGAUCGGGGUCGGUCGCCGCGUCGCGAGAAGGAUAAACAACAGCAUCAGACGUUGCAUCAGCAGCAGCAACAACAGUAUCAUCAGCCCGAGACGGGAAUUUCACAGGGGAUAUACGGCGUGCAGCAAGUGCAAGGUGAGCUCGCUGGCUCCUCCUCUGGCCUGUCUACAGGGCCUGGUGCCGCAGUAGAGGAACCACCCUGCAGUAUGAUGAUACAGGGUGGUUCCUUCUAUUCUUACACCGCGGCCACUGCGGCCGCGGCCGCAGCUGCUGUUGGGCGGAGGAUUCCUGGCGUCGAAGGAGGACCCUCCACUUCGUCCACCGGCAUCCAAGUUCUCCCACGAGAUCGACCAAUCAAAUCUAGCAGCAGCACCUACCCACCAUCGCCCAGUAGCGACUCGGCAGAAUACGAGCAGCCUAUCGCCAGUAUGAGAACAGAAUGUUCGCCUCAUAAUAGUCCGCGUGAUGAUAUAUUUGCGCAGCCUGGCACCUCGUCGUCCAGGAUCAAGCUUCUCUGCGAUAAAGGCAUCGACGACACUUCCGACGUUGAUAUCGACGAAGUCACUGCAACAGAGAUUAUGUACGCGACUGCUAAUCGAGGUAUAGGGACUAGUACGUGUCGUGUUCACGGGCCGUGUAAUCCUCCGCCAGAUUCUGCACCGACUAUGCCGCCCUUGAUCGACGAUACAAGCGGAUCCUCGCAAUUUUGGUUCAACGACAUCACCUGGGUUUUUCCUAACGUGCCGCCUGCGCCAGGAAUGCCCUGUCAGGGAGAAGACAGAAGCAUCUACAGACGCGGCGCUCGUAGAUGGAGGAAGCUGUACCGAGUGAAUGGUCAUAUAUUUCAGGCGAAACGUUUCAAUCGGCGAGCAUUUUGCGCGUUCUGCCAGGAUCGGAUUUGGGGGCUAGGUCGGCAGGGGUUCAAAUGCAUUCAAUGCAAGCUGCUGGUACACAAGAAAUGUCACAAAGUGGUGCGCAAGCCAUGCUUGAGUGUACAGCAACAGCAACAACAGCAGAUGCCAAGCACAGACUCGCAGACGAUCGACAGGAACGGCGAUCAACAACAGCUUGAUUCUGUUCAAUGCAGCCCGGUAGCUCAUUUAGAGGAUGAGAUCUCAGAAUUGCCAAUUAUUGAGGAGCAUUCACGCAAUCGAACCGGAAGUGAAGAAAGGGAAGAAUUGCCAUUGGAUACAUUAAACGAUGCGGAUAAUUCUAAUGAUAUGCAGAGGCAAUACUCGUUAAACGAUUUCGAACUGAUUAGGGUAAUUGGUCGUGGUUCCUACGCAAAAGUUUUGAUGGUUGAAUUGAAGCGUACAAAGAGGAUUUACGCGAUGAAAGUAAUUAAGAAAGCCUUAGUAACGGAUGAUGAAGACAUCGACUGGGUUCAGACGGAGAAACACGUGUUCGAAACCGCUUCGAAUCAUCCUUUCCUUGUAGGACUUCACUCGUGCUUUCAGACGCCCUCUCGUCUGUUCUUUGUGAUCGAGUUCGUACGUGGUGGUGAUCUGAUGUUCCAUAUGCAACGACAACGCCGUCUUCCGGAAGAGCAUGCUCGAUUCUAUGCAGCUGAAAUUAGUCUCGCUUUGAAUUUUUUACAUGAGAAAGGUAUCAUAUACAGAGAUUUGAAAUUAGAUAAUGUAUUACUUGAUCACGAAGGACAUGUGAAAUUGACUGAUUACGGAAUGUGCAAGGAAGGUGUUAGAGAGGGUGACACAACCGCGACAUUCUGUGGCACUCCGAAUUACAUAGCACCUGAAAUAUUGCGGGGUGAAGAUUAUAGUUUCUCUGUAGAUUGGUGGGCACUUGGUGUACUUUUGUAUGAAAUGCUUGCAGGUCGCAGCCCGUUCGAUAUCGCGGGUGCACAAGAAAAUCCAGAUCAAAAUACUGAAGAUUAUCUAUUCCAAGUCAUUUUGCAGAAAACAAUUCGUAUACCAAGGUCAUUAUCGGUCAAAGCAGCGUCGGUGCUUAAAGGUUUCCUUUGCAAAGAUCCAACCGAGAGAUUGGGGUGUGGCAAGAGGCCGACUGGUUUCCUUGAUAUUGUUGCCCAUCCUUUCUUUAAAGCGAUAGAUUGGGAAAUGUUGGAACAGAAACAAGUAACGCCACCUUAUAAACCAAGAUUAGAUUCUGACCGUGACUUAGCGAACUUCCCACCAGAAUUUACAGAUGAACCAGUUCAUUUAACUCCAGAUGAUCCGAGAGUGAUCGACAAGAUUGAUCAAAGCGAAUUCGAAGGUUUUGAGUAUGUGAACCCGUUGCUUAUGUCUUUGGAAGACUGCGUGUGACAAGAACCGCUUAUUAUUGUGUCACGUCACACUCAAAAUCAGCAACAAUUACAGUCGUGUUACAUGUACGAAUUACAAGAUAAACUUGCAAAGCUUCGGAUCGAUCCCCUAUUGAAUAUCAGCUCAAGAAAUCGAGGU